AUGGCCUCCCGAAGGGUCAGUGGAAGGAGGAGGACGGUGCUCGCCCGUCAUGGCCCCCGCCAACAGGAAUACGAGGCUGUGUCCGAAAAGUACAAGGGCAACGCGAUCCGAACCACCAAAUACAGCUUGUUGACUUUCAUCCCCAUGAACUUGUUCCAGCAGUUUCACAGGGUGGCCAACAUUUAUUUCCUGUUCCUGGCGCUGCUCAACUGGGUGCCAGUGGUGGAAGCCUUUGAGAAGGAGAUCACCAUGAUUCCUCUGCUCGUGGUUCUUACAGUCAUCGCUAUUAAAGAUGCGCUCGAAGACUACAGACGCUACCUGUUCGACAAGAAGGUCAACAACAACGUGGUGCGAGUUUUCUGUGGCAAGCAGAAAUCCUACUUGGACCGGUGCUGGAAGGAUGUGCGGGUCGGAGACUUUGUCCAUCUGUCCUGUAAUGAAAUCAUCCCGGCUGACCUGCUGCUGCUGUAUUCCUCUGACCCCCAUGGGGUUUGUUACAUCGAGACGGCUAACCUGGAUGGAGAGACCAACCUGAAACAGAGACAGGUGGUUUCAGACCUCGCUCUGCAGGACGUAGACUUCACCCCCGAAAGCUUCCACAGUCGUAUUGAGUGCGAGAAUCCCAACAAUGAUCUCAGCAGGUUCAGAGGUUACAUAGAGCACUCCAGUGGGGUUCGCGUCGGCCUCCAUAGCAGCAACCUUCUGCUGAGGAGCUGCACCAUUCGAAACACUGAGACAGUGGUUGGCAUUGUGGUUUAUGCUGGUCAUGAGACUAAAGCCAUGAUGAACAACAGCGGGCCGAGGUAUAAACGCAGCAAGCUGGAGAAGCGCCUGAACACUGACGUCCUGUGGUGUGUCGUCGUCCUCAUCGUCAUGUGUCUGACUGCUGCGUUAGGUCAUGGCCUCUGGCUGAAGAACCUCAAAGACCCCAUUUUUGAGGUUGAUGGUGAAACCUCUCCUGCUCUGGCUGGGUUCUAUGUCUUCUGGACUAUGAUCAUUGUACUCCAGGUCCUGAUCCCAAUUUCUCUCUACGUCUCCAUUGAGAUUGUGAAGCUGGGCCAGAUCUACUUCAUCCACAAUGACUUGGACCUGUACAACGAUCAGCUGGACUCCAGGAUCCAGUGCCGGGCUCUCAACAUCACAGAGGACCUGGGCCAGAUCCAGUACCUGUUCUCAGACAAAACAGGAACGCUGACUGAAAAUAAGAUGGUGUUUCGUCGCUGCAGUAUUUAUGGGGUUGAAUAUCCUCAUGAGGAAAAUGCGCGUAGGCUGGAGGUGUACGAGGCAGAGCCGAACGAGGAGACCAAUCGCACUGUGACUCUGAAGUCGGGCUUCAGCGGGAAAUCUCUGAGCUGUCGCUCCGUUAACUGCAACCGCAGCUCCGUGUCUCUGCACACGCUCACUGCUGAAUCAAUGGAGGAGGAAGACCAACUGUCCAAUCAUGUCCCGGCGAGGGCAGGCGUCUUCUGCAGCCGCAUGGCGAAGGACGUGGUCCCUGACCCGGAGCUGGUCAGGAAGUUGAACUGUCUCUGCUCUUCUGUGCUGUAUCUGAGAGACAGCUCCUCUAAGACGUUAUCCAGUCUGGAGCUCACCUACAUCACCGACUUCUUCUUGGCUCUCGCCAUCUGUAACAGUGUGGUGGUCUCCUCGCCCAGCCAGCCUCGCCAUGUGGUGCCUGAAGCACAAACUCCUCUGAAGUCUCUUGAGGAAAUUAAGCUGAUGUUCCAACGUCUCAGCUUCUACCCUCCCCAAAUCAAAGGGAGCCCUCGCAGCUUCACAAGUAGGCUCUUCACUCGGGGGAAGACUGGCUCCUUCACGUUCCCCCUUCCCACAAACAACAGCACAAACGGGUCACACUCUGCUCCGGAGAGCAACCAGGAAACCAACAAAGGUCAAGUGGACCUUUUAGCAAAAGGAGACGGAGAUAAUUCUGUAAAUAUGGAGGACCAGGAAGAGCUGGAAGUUCACGUGGAUGCAAAAGGUGAUGGGCCCAAGCAGGAUGGGAAGGACUUGAACAUAGAUGUUGAGUUGGAGGACAGUGACGAUGAGCUGCUCUACGAGGCGGAGAGUCCCGAUGAGGCGGCGCUGGUCUACGCAGCUCGAGCGUACCACUGCACCCUGAGGGGUCGCUCUGCUGAGAGCCUGCUGGUGGAGCUGCCGGGAAUCGACUCUCUGUCAGUGCAGCUGCUUCACAUCCUGCCCUUCGACUCCAACAGGAAGAGGAUGUCUGUGGUGGUCCGACACCCCCUCACAGGACAGGUGGUGGUUUACACCAAAGGAGCCGACUCCGUCAUCAUGGAUCUGGCUGAAACGCCUAAAGGUGCAGAACAGGAGAUCUACAGUCACGUCAGAGAACAAACCCAGAAACAUCUGGAUUCUUAUGCCAGAGAGGGCCUCCGCACACUCUGCAUCGCUACAAAGGUUCUAGAGGAGGAGGAGUAUGUUGUGUGGUUGAAGCGGCAGCUGUUGGCGGAGAGCAGCAUCGAGAACAGAGAGGAGCUGCUGCUGGAGUCUGCCGAGCUGCUGGAGACGGACCUGAACCUGCUUGGCUGCACAGGGAUCGUAGACCGACUGCAGGAGGACGUCCCAGAGACCAUCGAAGCUCUUCAGAAGGCGGGGAUCAAAGUUUGGGUUCUCACCGGAGACAAACAGGAGACGGCUGUCAACGUGGCUAACGCCUGUAAACUUCUGCGCUCCGACGACCAGCUGUUGACGGCAAACUGUGGAAGUAAGGAUUCGUGCGCAGCUUUACUCGAGGAGCUCAUCCUUGAAGUCCAGAGUGGUGGAGACGGUUUGAUGGAGCGGACAGACGAAUCGUCCUCGAGCAGCGCCACCAGCUUUGUCCUGGUUAUCGAUGGCCGGACACUAGAGUGGGCUCUGCAGGACGAGCUGAAAGGCAGCUUCCUGGAGCUGAGCCAGAAAUGCAAGGCAGUAAUCUGCUGUCGGUCCACCCCGCUACAGAAGAGCAAGAUGGUCCAUCUGAUCCGAGACCAGCUCGGUGUCAUGGCCCUGGCUGUGGGUGAUGGAGCUAACGAUGUUAGCAUGAUCCAGGUGGCUGAUGUGGGAAUCGGGAUUUCUGGUCAGGAGGGAAUGCAGGCUGUGAUGUCCAGUGACUUUGCCAUCUCCAGAUUCAAACACCUCAAGAAGCUGCUGCUGGUUCAUGGCCACUGGUGUUGCCAUCGUCUCGCAAACAUGAUCCUCUACUUCAUCUACAAGAACGUGAUGUACGUGAAUCUGCUCUUCUGGUACCAGUUCUUCUGUGGUUUCUCUGGAAGCGUCAUGAUCAACGCCUGGGUGCUCAUCCUCUUCAACCUGGUCUUCACUUCAGUUCCUCCUCUCAUCUACGGCAUCCUGGACCAGGACAGGCCUGCAGAAGCUCUGAUGAAGCUGCCUGAGCUCUACAAGGCUGAGCAAACUUCCAAGAUCUACGUUUCCUCCACGUUCUGGAUCUCAGUCCUUGAUGCCUUUUACCAAAGUCUCAUCUGCUUUUUCAUUCCUUACUUUGCGCUGGCUGGAUCGGACGUUGGGGAUCUGUCCUUCGGCUCGCCGAUCAACACCUCGGCCCUCUUCAUCAUCCUGCUGCACCAAGUCAUCGAGAGUAACACGCUGUUCAAACUGAUUAAAAGUGUUUUUGUCACAGACGUGGAUCCACGUGCUGGUGCUGGUGCUCAGCGCCGGCUCGUACUUCGUCUUCACGCUGCCCUUCAGUGCCUUCUGUGUGGUCUGCGGUAA
Molecule: messenger RNA, 3732 nt
Organism: Nematolebias whitei (Rio pearlfish)
Lineage: Eukaryota; Metazoa; Chordata; Actinopteri; Cyprinodontiformes; Rivulidae
Gene: atp10d
Product: ATPase phospholipid transporting 10D
Exons: 22
Coding region: 1-3732 (1243 amino acids)
Biological process (GO): phospholipid translocation
Cellular component (GO): plasma membrane
Molecular function (GO): ATP binding; magnesium ion binding; ATPase-coupled intramembrane lipid carrier activity
Source: RefSeq, a predicted model, not a curated record